Molecule: messenger RNA, 1533 nt
Organism: Plasmodium cynomolgi strain B
Lineage: Eukaryota; Apicomplexa; Aconoidasida; Haemosporida; Plasmodiidae
Product: cardiolipin synthetase
Exons: 2
Coding region: 1-1533 (510 amino acids)
Source: RefSeq, a predicted model, not a curated record
AUGGAAAAGAGCAAAAAGAGGGUGUGGCUGGAGUCCUACAUUUUUGACGACUCUGAGUUAGCCAAGGAGGUGGUGGAUAGUCUAUGUAAUGCAGCAAAGAGAGGAUGCGAUGUCAUUCUUCUUAUUGAUUAUGUAGGAAGUAUGAAAAUAAAAAAUAAAUGGGUGAACAAACUGAAGGAGAGUAAUAUACUAAUAGUAGACGGCGCUGCGUACUGCGGGUCGAUGAAUGUGUCCGAGAGCGUCCUCCCGAGUGGAGAGGUGGGCGAGGGGGAGGAAGAAGCGGAGGAAGAGGCAGCAGAGGAAGCGAACGAAGCGGACACAGAAGAGGCAGCUAACGCAGCUAACGCAGCUAACGAAGCGAGCGAAGCUGGGGGAAGCGCUUCCACCCGGGGGGGAAUCAUGCCGAACCGGUGCGAGCACCCACUCGCUAGUGAGGAGCACCCCGAAGCGCGCGAAAAAAUGAGCAAAGGAAGAGGCAAACGCCUGCAGUACUACGACCUACACAUAAAGGUGAAAGGACCCGCAGUGAAAGAUCUGGCAGACGUUUUUAUCGACUCACUUAGGAUGACCAAGACGUCCUUCACCAGGGAACCAAUCGAGGAACAGAACAGAUAUGCGGACGAACAGGGGAACUCUUGCUUCGUGCAAGUGCUAGAGUCGAAUGUGCUGAGCAAAGUUAGGUCCAUUCAGUCCACUUUCGAGUGGGUUAUUAAAAAUGGAGCCACGAAAAAUAUUCACAUAACGACUAGCUAUUUUAUCCCCCCCGGUUUUCUCAGGAGAGCUUUGUUUUCUGCCCUGAACAACGGGGUGGACAUUUCGUUUCUCCUUUCUGGGAACUCGGACGUCGUGGGAGACGUGCCCGCCACGUAUCACAUUGUUAAGAAAUUUCUCAGGAGGUCCCAGAGGGGGAGCGGCGGGAGUGGCGGGAGUGGCGGGAGUGGCGGGAGUGGCGGGAGUGGCGGCGAGAGUAGCGAGAGCAGCCAACCCGCGCAGGGGAAAGCAAAUUCCUAUCCCCUUGACAACUCCCACCCGCAUGGCAACUCCUACCUGCACAACCUGCGCAAGAGAGCGGAGUCCAGAAUAGGAGAUAACUUCCUGAAGAGACAAAACAAAGGAAACAGCGAGUUUUUUUUUUUUCAGAAGAGACACUGUCAUGCGAAAAAUCUUAUGGUAGAUAGUCUAUGGUGUGCUGUGGGUUCAUACAACUGGGAUCGAUUUUCUUCAAGACGUAACUUAGAAGUGAUGGUCUCCAUUUUUGACCAAAAAAUAUGCAGCCAGUUUGUGCAGGAACAUAAGAGUAGAAUAAGGAGUGAUUCAAAACAGGUGACCCUCGCGCAUCUGGUUAAUCGAAACUUGCUUCAGGGAUUUUUCAGCUAUUGUGCUUACCACAUGGCGAAAUGGUCAGGAAAGAACAUACUCGAUGGACUCUCCAAGGACAGUAAGAAAACUCUUCUGAGGAAGGCUAUUGUGAAUAAGUACCUGUCGGAUAACUGUGUAGAGUAUAUAUCCCUCAACAUGAUGUGGGGCGCGUAG